AUGGUCUACUUCGCCACCGACGCCGAGAUCAACCAGGCCUAUACCCCCCUUAUUGGCGUGUACGACUACGUCUGCCAUGCGCAAUAUCCUGACACUGACAAGGCGCUGGCCCUUGCGAAUCUCAGCGCAGGUGAGAGCGUACUGGAGGUUGGAGCAGGCGGAGGCCGCCUCAUCGCCCGGGCAAAGAGGACAGUAGGCAGCGGCUUUUGUGUCGCAGUAGACGCCGUGCAGGGCUUUGUCUCGACUGAUAUUCCGUGGAUGCUUCAGCAGCAGGGACUUGCCGCCAGUCCAAGUGGCACGCCUGCCACCCAGGUCCAUUGCUUGUGCGCCAAUAUUACCAGCUCCAACUUUGCCAACACAGUGCGAGCGGUGCCUGGCGCACCUCAGCAGUUUGACUGCAUUGUCGCCGUUCACCUCUUUACAACGCUGGCUCCCUCCCAGCGUCGCCAGGCCCUUGUCACUCUCCGGCAGCUGCUCUCUCCCUCUGGCCGCCUUGUCCUCAACAUGUCGGCCCGCUUCACGAAUUCAUCGCUGCAGCCUGCUAACGCCGCUCUCCCUGUACAAUUUCGCAACGGCCCUUACACAGAGACAGCAGGAGCAACCAUCUAUACCCUGCUCAUGCGAGACGGCCCCCGUGUUCCGAUACCAGGAGCAAGUGCUACCGACCUGCCGCGCAAAGUGAUUGAGCUCACCUACCAAACCGCGCCUAAUCGACUGUGGACGGUUGCAGCAGCUCAGGCGAGGGAGGCUGCUGAGGAUGCUGGCUUCUCCGUUAGCAAGAUUGAACCGAUUGGCAAGGGCGACGACUUUGGUCUGCCCGAUGGUCGACACUCCCUGACCCACGCUGAGCUCAGGGCCAUGAACAUAGAUCAGUUGGUGGCAACAGCUAAGGAGGGUCCUAUCCCGAGACGAUACAACUGUAUGGGCCGUACUGCAGAGGCGUAUACAAGUCGCAUCAUCAAAGGCUGGGAGGGAAUGGGGCCGCAAGCUCGCGAUUUUGCCUUAGCUAAAGGCUUACAGGAUUUCGUGGCUAAGGAGCAACAGUCUAUUGCCUUUGAUGACUCACUUUAUUCUCAGGCAGGCGGCCCUAUUAGGGGCAAGAGCCUUGACGUAGCCCAGGUUGGUGUCUUACUGCGCUUGACGAAGAUGUAG
Molecule: messenger RNA, 1152 nt
Organism: Bipolaris zeicola 26-R-13
Lineage: Eukaryota; Fungi; Ascomycota; Dothideomycetes; Pleosporales; Pleosporaceae
Exons: 1
Coding region: 1-1152 (383 amino acids)
Molecular function (GO): S-adenosylmethionine-dependent methyltransferase activity
Source: RefSeq, a predicted model, not a curated record